CGGAUGUUCAAACUUUAUUGAUAUGAGUUUUACUUUCAAAUAAAAGGACUCAUCUGUUCAACCACCGUGGAUGUUUUGUGAAGUUUUUUUACGAGCAUGUCCCUUAUUUCCCCCCGCACUUUUAUAGUCUAAACCAAGGCCGUUGCUAUGGAGGACGUCACGCGGCUUGUGUCGUCAGGUGACUGUCUGAAGAUCUGGGACUCGAGCUCCAUGACGGUGCUGGAGCAGUUCAACCCUCACAGUACCACGCAUCCAGUGGCUCAAGUGUGCUGGAGCAGCAGCAACCAGUACUUGGUCAGUGCCAGCAGUAUAGGAGACAAGCUGGUGGUGACCAGUCUCAAGUCAUCUCCAGUUCCAGUGAUGGAGCUAGGUGAAGGGAAAAGGCAAACCCGUGUUAGUCUGAACUCCACGUCACAGUUCCUGGUCAGCGGAGGACUGGAUAACACGGUUAAUAUCUGGGACCUAAAGACGAAAAGGUUGCACCGAAACCUUAAGGACCACAAGGAGGAAGUGACAUGUGUGUCUUUUAAUGGAGGUGAUAGCUACACAGCAUCAGGCUCAACUAGUGGAGAUAUCAUCCUUCACAGCAUCACAACCAACCUGUCCAGCAAACCCUUUGGUCAUGGGCCAAAUGUGCCCAUCCAUGAUCUGAGGUACUCGCUGGUGAAGAGGUCUCUGCUGGGCACGGUGUCUGACUGUGGCUCUGUGGCGCUCUGGGAUGCUAACACUCAAAAGGAGCUGCACUUGUUCGAGGGGGCGCACAAAGCCCCAUGUUCAGGGUUGGCCUUCUCUCCGGCCAAUGAUUUACUCUUCAUCACUGUGGGGCUUGAUAAGAAGAUCGUCUGCUAUGACACCUCCAGCAAAAUGGUGUUUCGUAAUAAGCAGGUGGAGUCUCCGCUCACAGCCAUUGAUUUUACUCCAGAUGGAGCUGGACUGGUGGUGGGCUCAACACAGGGCAGAAUUUAUCUGUACGAUUUGAGAAACCUCAGUGCGCCGGUCAAAAUCACCACGGCUCACAAGACGUCAGUGACUUGCAUCCGCUUCCAGAACUCCACCUGCAAGUUAAAGUCCACUAAAACAUCCAGCAAGACUUCUCAAUCAAAUAAGAGGAUCUCAGCUAAACUGGACAUCCAGCAGACGGGACCCUCCACUCCAGCAUCUACAGUCCCACCCAGUGUGCCUGGCUCUGAAUUUCCUGGUGAUGGACAAGCCCAAGUCACAGGUUCUGCUGGUGAGGUGUUCUCCAGAGAGGCGGAGGGUCUGCACAGUCAAGCUCAGCUAGCAAAUGUGGAGAAAUUUAGCAGCAUCGGUCGGAACAGCCUAAACCUGGAUAUUUUCUCCCCUCUAAAUGAUGGUUUCAAAACACAUGGCUUGGCUGAAACUCCAACUUCAAGAAAUGGAGGCAGUAUAGAUAUGUUCUCGAGGGAAGGGGAAGGCCAGCACAGCACAGACCGGUUCAGAGUCGGCCGAAACAGCUUGGACAUCUUUUCACCUGUACGAGAUGAGUAUAAAGGGCAAAGACUGAGUGAUGUAUCAAGUGGAAAAAAAGACUUUGAAUACCUACCUCAUUUUCCUGGAGGCUCGUCCCAGAGGAUGACACCCUUGGGCACUCCAGUCAGUCGCUGCUACAGUCCCUCUGUGGUUCAGACUCCUCCACCAAUCAGAGAGGAGGAGCCCAUCACUACCCCACCACAACAGACUGAUUUACUGAACGGCAACAAGGUGGAGAAGAAGAACGUCCUCCAGCAGGACUUUGAUGUCAUAACCACGCACCCUUCUGCUCAGAGCACACGUGUCCAAUCCGUGCAGCCGUUCAACACACCUGAGCCCAGUCAGAGGAGAGAUCUGCCCUCCCAGCUCAUCUAUGACUCGCCAGUCAGCGGAUCUCCUUCUGCUGCUGCACCAGCGGCAGCAGCAGCAGUCGAAUCUGGAGCUGAGGGCCGUGGAGCUCCACUCACCUCUGUUCAGAUGAGCUUUGUCCGUAAUAUGAUCAAUGAGGCACUGGAGGACUUCAGGGACACAUGUCAUAAAGACAUUAUCAAUCUACAGGUGGAGAUGGUUCGGCAGUUCUAUAUUCAGCUGAAUGAAAUCCACGGUAUGAUCGAGAAGUCCUCUGUUAACGACUCACUCAUCGAGGAGAUAGAAAGACUGAGACAGGAAAACAAACAACUACGAGCCAAUUAUUAAAUACAUCUGUAGGCACGCAUCUCCCACUGCAGCAAUCCAUCCAGAAUCAGAGAGAACAGAGAGAAGCUCCCGUUUCUACUAGUGCCUUCACUCUGCAGACCGCCGCUCACAGUCUGCUCCUCUGUUUGUCAUACUGGCACACACUUUUGUAUUUGUUUCAGGCCAUAAAGGUUGUUUUUGUAAGAUUUCUAUGCCUUAAAAUCAAAUAGCAAGGAAGAGAACACACUUAAAGUUUUUUUUUUCCAAGGUUAGUAUUUCAUAUGUCCUAGUUUACAGGGAAAAAAUGCAUGUAUUGGCACUUAAGAUGUGAAAUGCAUGAAUGUUGUAGAGUUGAAGAAGCAUCUCAUUAUGAAUUUUGCCACGAUGGAUUGUGCUCUUCUGUAAAAGCUGUCCAGAUUAGUUUUGCAAAUCACAUGCCAAAAAUGAAAGGACACUGGUGAUGUGUAAGAGUAGGUAGAUCUAUGUAUUUUGCAACUCACAAAUGUGUGUAUUGGAGAUUAUUUGAAUGCCCUUGCUUCAAUAACCUUUGGUAUUGGUUUCAUAUGCUUUUGGCAGCACAUUUGCCAACAAAAAGCAAAUGACUAACUCAAAACCAUUAUCUGUACACUGUGCUCCUAAUCCACAAUUAUAAGGUGUCUUCCUAUAGACUGAUCUAAAUCAUUUCUGCAUUCAUAUGUAGCUGUGUUUUGUUUUCUUUCUGUUUCAUUACAAGCAUGUCAUAAGAUGAUUGCGUUUGGUGUGGUGUUACCUGGAGGACUUUUAUUUUAAAAUACCUAAAUUUGUCUGUGGCCAGAAAGUCAUAUUUUUUAAUAAAUAUAAUAUACAGUUA
Messenger RNA from Carassius auratus (goldfish), 3016 nucleotides. Its product is annotated as protein NEDD1-like. Gene Ontology annotation, molecular function: gamma-tubulin binding. Bases 148 to 2187 code for a protein of 679 amino acids. The transcript is spliced from 17 exons. NCBI's taxonomy places the organism in Eukaryota, Metazoa, Chordata, Actinopteri, Cypriniformes, Cyprinidae. Gene Ontology annotation, biological process: mitotic cell cycle; microtubule nucleation. The record is from RefSeq and is a predicted model, not a curated record. Gene Ontology annotation, cellular component: centriole; ciliary basal body; spindle pole.